AUGGCCAACUUGACCUCAGUGAGUGGAUUCUUUCUUAUGGGGUUUUCUGAUGACCGCAAACUCCAGCUUUUACAUGCUGUGCUGUUUUUGGUGACAUACCUGCUGGCCUUAACUGGCAACAUCCUUAUUAUUACCAUAACUUCUUUGGACCAUCGCCUCCAUUCCCCCAUGUAUUAUUUCCUGAAGCACCUCUCUCUUUUGGAUCUCUGUUUUAUCUCUGUUACAGUACCUCAGUCCAUUGCAAACUCACUUAUGAACAGUGGUUACAUUUCCUUUGGCCAGUGUAUUCUUCAAGUUUUCUUCUUCAUAGCUCUAGCCUCAUCGGAAGUGGCCAUCCUCACAGUGAUGUCCUAUGACCGGUAUGUUGCUAUCUGUGAACCACUGCGAUAUGAGACCAUAAUGGAUCCCUAUGCUUGUAAGCAUGCAGUAAUUGCUGUGUGGGUUGCUGGGGGCCUCUCUGGCCUCAUGCACACAGCUGUUAACUUCUCCAUACCUCUCUGUGGGAAGAGAGUCAUUCACCAGUUCUUCUGUGAUAUUCCUCAGAUGUUGAAACUAGCAUGUUCUUAUGAAUUCAUUAAUGAGCUUGCAGUAGCUGCAUUCACCACCUCAACAGCAUUUGUCUGUUUAAUUUCCAUUGUGCUUUCCUACAUUCGUAUAUUCUCUACAGUGCUGAGAAUCCCAACAUCUGAGGGCCGGACUAAAGUCUUCUCUACCUGCCUACCACACCUAUUUGUAGUCACCUUCUUCCUAUCAGCUGCAGGCUUUGAGUUCCUCAGGCCCCCUUCUAAUUCCCAGUCAGCUAUGGACUUCAUGUUCUCCAUAUUCUAUACUGUGAUACCACCAACACUCAAUCCAGUUAUCUAUAGUUUACGGAAUGAAGCCAUGAAGACAGCUCUGAGGAAAGUUCUGUCAAAGGAAGAAUUUGCUCAUAGAAAAAUAUAUGUAAAGGCUAUUUUUAAAUUCUAA
Messenger RNA from Talpa occidentalis (Iberian mole), 966 nucleotides. Its product is annotated as olfactory receptor 14J1. Gene Ontology annotation, biological process: G protein-coupled receptor signaling pathway. Lineage: Eukaryota; Metazoa; Chordata; Mammalia; Eulipotyphla; Talpidae. The coding region runs from base 1 to 966 and encodes 321 amino acids. Gene Ontology annotation, molecular function: olfactory receptor activity; odorant binding; G protein-coupled receptor activity. Gene Ontology annotation, cellular component: membrane. The record is from RefSeq and is a predicted model, not a curated record. The transcript has a single exon.